AUCUCCAGUCUCCAAAAUAAUGCAUACAUUUUAAACCCGGAUUCUGCGAUAACAAAAACCCUAGGAAAGAGUCUCACUUUAUAACAAACAGAGUCACAUCAUAUACAUGUUAAUUAUUAUCAUAAUCUUCAGGCAUCUCAAUCACAAGAAGUCUAAAAACAUCUCUCAAUAAUCUUAUUCUUCCUAACAAGUAACAAGCUAGCCCUUAUUCAACAAGUUUUUGCUGUUGGUCAAUCCUCAUCCAAUUCUCAUUCAGCAAAAACAACUGCUCAACCAUUUGAAGGGAGGCCCACCUUCCCUUCUUCAAGAGUUAAAACUUAAAACCACAGCAAAAUCAUAUAAAUCAAAACUUACAAGUAAGGAGAUUAAUGCUACUCUAAUAUGCAAAAAAGUGCAAGAAAAUAUGUAUAGCCAACUCCUCCCCUCUCGAAAUUCAGCCUUUCUUUCUACGAUAAAGGAGGGGGAAAUCCAAGGGACAUUCUUCAAAUGCACAAAAUGGCAGCUAGAAGAAACUAUGGACCCAAUCAACUGUCCUUACCAUUACUACUGCAACAGCAACUAUUCCGGGGAUUACCCGUCUUGGGUUGAUAGUUUGGCAACUGUCUUCAUCACCAUCACAUUCUUAGCAACUUCAGUUUUGAUGGUAGUGGGGAUGAUAAGAGGGAGAAAGGCAGCUCACCCGACUCGACUCAAUCACUUGAGGAGAUACUUUCUCCCAUCAGGCCCGAUUUUCCUGCCCAUCAUCCUAGUCAUCAUGGCAAAGGGAAACAGAAUAAACACCGUGUUCCCUCUAUUGUAUAAUGGUCCUGCAAUUCUCCACCUGGUUCGGAUUUCUGCUCUCGCAUUCAACACUGAAACAGAAAGCGACUUCAAGUAUGUAUUCCUAGAGGCAUCAACCAUAUCUGGAAUUUUGCAUGCAGCACUCUACUUAGACUCUAUUAUCUUGCCUUACUACACCGGUCUUGAUGCUCUAAUGUCAUCUAAGUUCUCAGGUGAAUGCUUAUCUUGUGUCUGUAGACAGGAGGCUCUAGUUGUAGGAGGGAUGAUAGUCUACAGGGGAUGGUCGGUGACCACCGCUUUGGUGGUGGCUACUCUGAUAUUCAGAAUAUUUUGCAGGUUGACUACAGAAAGUAAGGGGAAAUUCAAGUUGGUGAAGUUCACUAUGGAAAGUUUGAGUUGGAUCUUAAUGACUGUAGAAUGUGUCUAUCUACUGAUCAUUCCUCCACCAGUACGAACUUGGACAAAAGCAGCUAGCUUUACUGGUGUUUUUGUUUUGAUGUGCCUUCAACUUCUAAAAAAGAUUACUACUUCUAUUGUUGCCCAAUAUAAUGGCAACUUGCAAAGUGCAGAGUGGCAAUAGAUAAUUUUGCAAAAAGAACAGAGAAAAUAGACAUGUUUAGACAAACAAAA
Molecule: messenger RNA, 1410 nt
Organism: Spinacia oleracea (spinach)
Lineage: Eukaryota; Viridiplantae; Streptophyta; Magnoliopsida; Caryophyllales; Amaranthaceae
Exons: 1
Coding region: 404-1360 (318 amino acids)
Source: RefSeq, a predicted model, not a curated record